This is a messenger RNA of Cajanus cajan (pigeon pea), 1097 nucleotides long. It is a transcript of the gene MEE9, whose product is annotated as maternal effect embryo arrest 9. Lineage: Eukaryota; Viridiplantae; Streptophyta; Magnoliopsida; Fabales; Fabaceae. The record is from RefSeq and is a predicted model, not a curated record.
UGGGACAGUCCAAUAUGGAUAUGGAGGCACGUGAGGUUGUGGAAAAUUGUGGCCCUAGAAACUCCAACUUUUGAAGGGUAUAGACCUACAGUAGAUAGCAUUGUUUUAUAGAAUUUCCCCACCCACUUUCUCCUUUCACUAACCACACUUAGAUCUGGUUGUUGAAUCCAGCAAGAAAAGGAAAAAAGAUGGAAGCACUCCUCUCCCAAUUCACCUUCCUCUCCGACCAAGCCCUCCAAGACAAGAACUUCGACCCUUCGACGAUCGAAGAUCUAAUGAAGCUGUUCGAGAUCGAGUCCUACAAGGCAUGGGCUGCGGCUGAGCUUGAGCAGGAGAGAGAGGUGGAGGAAGCAGAGGCUGGCAUGCAGGAAGCGGAGGAGUACCUUGACUCGGUCAUGGAGAGUGCCAUGGAUGAGUUUAGACGCUUUGAGGAAGAGCUUGAGACCAUGUCAAAAGCUGAAAUGGCAAGCUUGGUUCAAACUGCUGAGAGAGCUAGAAAGAUGGGAAACUUGAUGGAAAAGGGUGCUACAAUUGCUUCCAAGAAGUAUAUUGAGGCUGCACUCAAUUCAGCUACUGCUUCCAUGAAGUCAGCAUGGAAAGGACUCUCCUCUUCCAAGGUUCAUCCUUCUUGAUAUGUAUAAUAAUAUCAGGACAAAACUUAUAUACUAUACUGGCUAUUGCAUGUUGUUGUAUUCUUAUUAGAAUUAGAAUUUUACAUCCAUUCAUAUUUAAUGAAAUUCUAAUUCUGAUUUGAUAACUGUCAUGAAUAUUCAAAUCGGGUUAAACCUGCUUAAUAAGAUACCUUCCCUUUACUCUUUAUUGUUAUUUUCACUUCUUGGUUACAUUGCUGCUUUGGCAAGUAGGAAGUUAAUUAGAUCAGAAUUGUACCGAAAUUGAGAUGCUGGAGAACAUUCAGCCAAAAGUGAAAAGGAAAAACAGAUUCACUGUUGCUGAGACAUGGAAAUCUGUUAGUUACAUUUACAAUACAAGGUUUAUGAUUCAAACAGCUUAAUUAAUGUUGAACAUUCGGAAUGUAAUUAUCGAUUUACAUGUUUCUUGAGAGUACGUACUGCUAUUUUUAUCCUGAUUCUUGGACU